AUGUUCAGUAGACAAUUAUUACGCUCAAUUUCUUUGAGAAACUCAAUUCCAAGUACAAGAAAUGCAGUUAGCCAAUAUGCUAGACCAAGUAUUCAAUUGGGCCGUACUCAAUUCUAUUCUACCUUCAAGGCUGAAGAGCAACCAAGAAUAAGAAUUGGAUCUGAGGCACCAAACUUCACAGCCGAGACUACUGAAGGUAAAAUUGAUUUCCAUGAGUACAUCGGUAAUGAAUGGAUUGUUUUGUUCUCUCAUCCAGCUGACUUUACUCCGGUCUGUACCACUGAAUUAGGAGCUUUCGCUAGACUUGCCCCGGAAUUCAACAAAAGAGAUGUUAAGUUGAUUGGUUUAUCUACAGAAGGUGUAGAAAGCCACAAGGCAUGGAUCAAGGAUAUUGAAGAUGUCACUUCCGGUGGUGCUAAGUUUUCUUACCCAAUCAUUGCCGAUGCUGACAGGAAGGUCGCAUUCUUGUAUGACAUGUGUUCUGAGUCUGAUUUCCAAAACAUCGGUAAGGGUAUGGUUCCAACUGUCAGAUCUGUGUUUAUUAUUGAUCCAGCUAAGAAGGUCAGAUUGAUCAUGACAUACCCAGCUUCAACCGGUAGAAACUCUUCUGAGGUUUUGAGAGUCAUUGAUGCUUUACAAUUAGCUGACAAGAAGGGUAUUGCUACCCCAAUUGACUGGUCUGUUGGUGAAGAUGUCAUUAUUCCUCCAACCGUCUCUAAUGAGGAUGCUAAGGCCAAGUUUGGUGAUUUCAAGACCUUAAAGCCUUACUUGAGAACUACAAAGUCUUCUUAA
Molecule: messenger RNA, 792 nt
Organism: Debaryomyces fabryi
Lineage: Eukaryota; Fungi; Ascomycota; Pichiomycetes; Serinales; Debaryomycetaceae
Product: peroxiredoxin
Exons: 1
Coding region: 1-792 (263 amino acids)
Biological process (GO): cell redox homeostasis; cellular response to oxidative stress; cellular oxidant detoxification
Cellular component (GO): mitochondrion; cytosol
Molecular function (GO): thioredoxin peroxidase activity
Source: RefSeq, a predicted model, not a curated record